AUGGAGCCCAAACCCUCCCACACCUCCAACAUAAUGCCCGAAAAACACAACACCGUCCGCGCCCUCGUCGAAGCGGACCUGCUGGAUGAACGCUACACGCAAACCUCGCGCGGCCUGCGCAGCCGUCACGUGCAGAUGAUGGCCUUAGGCGGGACUAUUGGCACCGGUUUGUUUGUCGGAUCCGGUCAAUCGCUCGCAAUCGGCGGCCCUGCUUCGUUGUUGCUGGGAUACUUAUUCAUAUCCGUGCUGGUGUACUGCCUCGUCACCGCCAUAGCCGAGAUAGGCGCCUACAUGCCCGUUCACGGUGGCACGAUGAGUUACCACGGUUUCCGGUAUGUUAGCCGCAGUCUGGGAUUUGCGAUGGGGUAUCUGUAUUGGUACUCAAUCGGUAUUCUGGUCCCCUACGAGAUCACGGCUGCGUCGCUGGUAAUCAACUACUGGCAUCCCGGUGUGAAUGUCGCGGUCUGGAUAACGGUCAUGUUGGUCGUCAUUGUUGCGCUCAAUUUCUUGCCGGUUAAGUUUUAUGGUGAAUCCGAGUUUUGGUUUGCAAGUAUCAAGAUCCUCACGCUUGUCGGGUUGUUGAUGCUCAGUUUUAUACUUUUCUGGGGAGGCGGGCCGGAUCGCCAGCGGCUUGGGKUUCAUUAUUGGAUGGAUCCAGGGUCGUUUAAUGCGUAUAUUGUUCCUGGCGGCGCGGGCCGCUUUGUGGGAUUCUUGCAGUGCAUUGUUUCGAGUGCAAUUGCGUUUAUUUUUGCGCCUGAGUUGAUCAUUAUAUCCGGUGGGGAGAUGGAGUCGCCCAGACGGAAUGUGCCGCGUGCUGCGAGGCGGUACAUCUAUCGAUUGGUGUUUUUCUAUAUUCUUGCCGUUUUGGCUAUUGGGGUCAUCUGUCCGUCGAACGAUAGUCGGUUGACCAAUGGUGGUGCUGGCGCUGGCUCAUCUCCGUUUGUUGUUGGCAUCAAAAACGCGGGGAUUCCGAUCUUAGAUAGUCUCGUCAAUGCUGCAGUCCUGACAUCGGCCUGGUCCUCUGGCAAUUCGUUCUUGUACAUGUCUUCCAGAUCACUGUACGGACUGGCCAUGUCCGGCAAUGCACCUAGCGUCAUGAAGACCUGUAACCGAUGGGGCGUCCCCUGGAUUGCAGUGUCGUGUUCCGCAAUUUUCUCGCUGCUUGCGUACCUGUCCGUCGGCACAUCCAGCUCCGUUGUGUUCAAUUGGUUCAUCAACUUCACCAACACCUCCGGCUUCAUUUCCUGGAUAUGCUGCUGCAUCGUCUACUUCCGAUUCCGCAAAGCCGCCGAACUACAGGGCGUUGAGCGCCCGUACAAAUCCCGCCUGCAACCAUAUGGCGCAUACGUGGCGAUUGUCGGAUGCGUGUUCCUGACUCUGAUCAAUGGGUUUACUGUAUUCUUCCCGUCCAAGUGGUCUAUCAGUAGUUUCUUCACUGCUUAUAUCGGUAUCCCUGCUUUUUUGCUGCUUUAUUUUGGCCACCGUGCGGUGUUUUGGAGGGAUCCGUGGGCAUGGAGGCCAGAGGAGGUGGAUUUGCAGACUGGAUUGGAUGAGAUUCUUGCGGCGGAACGGCCUCCUCCGGUGCGGGACACAUGGUGGAAGAAGCUGAUGGUUGUGAUUGACUAG
This is a messenger RNA of Talaromyces amestolkiae, 1626 nucleotides long. RefSeq lists its product as uncharacterized. NCBI's taxonomy places the organism in Eukaryota, Fungi, Ascomycota, Eurotiomycetes, Eurotiales, Trichocomaceae. Gene Ontology annotation, biological process: amino acid transmembrane transport. Gene Ontology annotation, molecular function: amino acid transmembrane transporter activity. Gene Ontology annotation, cellular component: membrane. The transcript has 2 exons. Bases 1 to 1626 code for a protein of 541 amino acids. The record is from RefSeq and is a predicted model, not a curated record.